CAGACACACACUUGAGCCUUGAGCUCUCCUGUCAUGUCUUCCGGCAGGCUCUGCUCCGUGCUGUUCUCCCUGCUGGUCGUCGUCCUGGCCGCGCGGCCAGCGGCGGUGUCCGGGGCGUCGGCGCACCUGCACUUCUACAUGCACGACGUGCUGACCGGCCCGGCGCCGACGGCGGUGCAGGUGCUGGACGGGCCACGCAGCCACUUCGGCGACACGAUCGUGAUCGACGACGCGCUGACGGAGACCUCGUCGGCGACGUCGACGGGCGUGGGGCGCGCGCAGGGGCAGUACGUGUGGGCCUCGAGGGGGAACCCGGAGCUGCUGGUCACCAUGGACGUGGUGCUCACGUCGGGCCCCUACGCCGGGUCCUCCGUGACGGUGGUGGGCCGGGACGACAUCGGCGCGGCCGUGCGGGAGCUCUCGGUGGUCGGCGGCACCGGGCAGUUCAGGAUGGCUACAGGGUACGUGCUGUGGAAGACCGUUCGGCUGGACCACCCCAACGCCGUCCUCGAGCUCGACGUCUUCGUCAACCCAUGAGCCAUGACUCUUGAUCUGUUCUGUACAUCUAUGCCCCGUCUAUAUGUCUCCUCUGCUACAAUAAUGUUGGAUAUGUACGUGCUACUGUUGCCCGGAUUUGGUGAUGAUUUUCUAAAUGUAUAUGCUUGGAUUUAGUUA
Molecule: messenger RNA, 675 nt
Organism: Triticum dicoccoides
Lineage: Eukaryota; Viridiplantae; Streptophyta; Magnoliopsida; Poales; Poaceae
Product: dirigent protein 21-like
Exons: 1
Coding region: 34-537 (167 amino acids)
Source: RefSeq, a predicted model, not a curated record